Messenger RNA from Trichomonas vaginalis G3, 795 nucleotides. RefSeq lists its product as uncharacterized. The record is from RefSeq and is a predicted model, not a curated record. NCBI's taxonomy places the organism in Eukaryota, Parabasalia, Trichomonadida, Trichomonadidae. The coding region runs from base 1 to 795 and encodes 264 amino acids. The transcript has a single exon.
AUGUCGCGUCAAACCAGUAUUCGUGCAUCAUCUAAACACGAGUUUCCUUCCAAUCCACGUUCAGCUAGAAGACCAGUUAGAACUGUUCAAGGAAAGCGUACUGGAAAAUUCUUUUCUCCAGAAACAGCUCCAACUGCCGAAGAAGUCGGUAUUCUAAAGCGUGAACGCCACAAUCUCAUACAAGAAAAGAGUCUCUUAAAAGCAAAGAUAAAAAGACUCGUUGAUAUAACACACAGACCAGAAACUUUUACAUCUCAUCCAAGUACAGACCCAAAUUCCUUAGAAAGGGAAUAUAAGCAAGUAGAACAGUUAUCCGCUGCCAAACGUGCUGAAAUUGCUCAGCUUAAUACAUCAGAUUUGGCAGCAAUUAUUAACGAACUUCAAGAAGAAUGUCUGAUGUUGCAUAUGGAACUGGCUCGCGUUGUUGCUGAAAAGAAGAACACUGAUUCAGAGCUUAGAGAGGUUACAAAACAGCUACAAGAAGCGAAAGCUCAAUUUCAUCCAGAUUUGGAAAAGAAACAAAAGAAAAUCAUUCGAGAAUUAGAAAGACAAAUUACAGAACAGAAACUUCGAAACGGUAAAAUACGCCAAAAAUUGGAUGAUAAAGAAAAUGAAAUACUAACUCACAAGCAAGACGAAGCACACCUCAUUAUCCUCAAAACUAUUGAAGACCUCGAGAAUAAGAUUCGAGAUGAGCAAAAUGCAAUAGAUAAAAGUAAAGAUGAUAUGCGAAUGUUGGAUGAAUCCAGUAAACAGGAAAUUAACGAACUAAGACUUCAGCUUAGCCAAAUUUAA